AUGUCAAUCACGCACGAGAGUGCCAGUGACUCUUCCCCACCCAGCAUGGGCGACAAGGAAAAGGACCUCGGUGGGGUGCGACUCGAGGCCGUCCAAACCGGCGGCCAUGUGGUCGACGCUGUGGAGCUGGAACGCAACUUCAGUUUCCUUUCCACGCUCGGGCUUGCUUUUUCACUCCUGAACUCCUGGACUGCCAUUGCCGAGAUCUGCCACGUCUUCCCCCUCUCGGGUGGGCAGUACGACUUUGUGUAUUGCACUGCGCCACCGCGCUUUAGGGUUGGUCUUUCGUUCUUCACCGGCUGGAUGGCCUGCGCAGGAUGGACGACACUACUCGGUGCCGGCUGCUCGUUAGGUUCAAGCUUUUUCACCGCGCUCAUUUCGUUCUGGCAUCCGGACUAUGAGCCCGCGACAUGGCAUGUUUUCAUGUUCUACGUCGCAGUUAUCGUGGGCCAGUUCCUUCUCAACGUGUUUGGAGUGCGCGCUUUGCCGCAUCUCGACAGGUUUGGUGCUUUCUGGAGCAUCGCGGGUAUUGUCACCAUUAUCGUCACUCUCCUGGCAUGUUCCUCUGGGCGAUAUCAGUCAGCUAAAGACGUGUUUGGGACUCUGACCAACUUGACUGGUUGGCCUGAUGGCAUGGCAUUCAUCCUUGGCCUGCUUCAGAGCACCCUCGGCUUCACGGCAUUCGAUGCGGCCUCGCAUAUGGUCGAGGAGAUGCCGAACCCUUCUCGCAACGCACCACUAGUGAUGAUCCUCGCUGUUGCCAUGGGUGCUGUCACCUCGUGGAUCUUCAUGGUGGUCCUCCUCUUCUGCCUCGCAGACUUUGACGCUGUCAUUGCAGCUGCAAACGGCCCAUUGCUCGAGAUCUACUACCAGUCAACGCGAAGCAUGGUGGGGUCCACCUGCCUGAUGAUGUUCAACCUCACCGCUAUGAUGAUCUGCGUCGGCGCUGCCGGUACGGUGUCGUCUCGUAUGAUUAUGAGCUUUUCGCGCGACCGUGGCUUUGGCCAUGUGUCCCGUUUCCUAAGCCCCGUCCACGCCCGCCUCAAGGUGCCCGUGUACUGCCUCGUGUUCUGCGGCGGCUGGGGAAUUGUCUUCGGCCUGUUAUACCUCGGCUCGUCCGUCGCGUUCAACGCCAUCCUUGCUGUUGCGAUCCUCCUGCUGCAGAUCAGCUAUAUAACACCGAUUAUCAUCGUCUUCAUUCGAGGCGAAAAGGCCUUUGCAGGGCACAGCCGCACCUAUUCCCUUGGGCGGUGGCGUCGCGUGGUCAAUGGACUUGCCAUCGCUUUCGCGGUCAUGACGUCGGUCAUCUUCGUCUUUCCGCCAGCGAUCCCGGUCACCUCUGGCUCAAGCAUGAACUACGCCAUUGUGGCAUUUGCCGUCGUGCUUAUCAUGUGCGGCGUCACCUGGCUGGUCGACGGUCGUAAGAACUUUACCGGCCCGCGUGACCUCGAAGAGCGUCUGCAGAUGGGCAAGAAUGCCUAA
This is a messenger RNA of Apiotrichum porosum, 1482 nucleotides long. RefSeq lists its product as uncharacterized. Bases 1 to 1482 code for a protein of 493 amino acids. Lineage: Eukaryota; Fungi; Basidiomycota; Tremellomycetes; Trichosporonales; Trichosporonaceae. Gene Ontology annotation, molecular function: transmembrane transporter activity. Gene Ontology annotation, biological process: transmembrane transport. The record is from RefSeq and is a predicted model, not a curated record. Gene Ontology annotation, cellular component: membrane. The transcript is spliced from 11 exons.